Daucus carota subsp. sativus is the source of this 993-nucleotide messenger RNA. RefSeq lists its product as uncharacterized. Gene Ontology annotation, cellular component: ribosome; mitochondrion. The record is from RefSeq and is a predicted model, not a curated record. Gene Ontology annotation, biological process: translation. The transcript has 2 exons. Bases 177 to 818 code for a protein of 213 amino acids. Lineage: Eukaryota; Viridiplantae; Streptophyta; Magnoliopsida; Apiales; Apiaceae. Gene Ontology annotation, molecular function: mRNA binding; structural constituent of ribosome.
UAAACUUUUUGAUUGAAAAAUGUAAAACAAAACAUUUGGGCAAAACAAAAACCUCAUUGCUAAACCCAAACAAGAGCACUUCACUUCUCUGUUCCUCACUCUUCUCGGUCUCAAGUGGGUUAGAAUUGAGAUUUUGCAGUUCUUGAAUUUAUAAGGGGAAAAUCAAGAUUUUGGGGAUGAGUUUGAUUUUGAGAUUAAGGGGGGUUUUGCCGAAUGGGAUGUUUUUAAGACCGAAUGUAUGUCGUGUUGAUGGAUAUAACUCGUGUGGGUUGGUUCGGGAAUAUGGUCAAGCUGUGAGGAAAGUUGAGGAAGAGGAGGAUGAAGAAGUUGAGUAUGACCAAAGGAGGCUCCCGACUGAUUAUGACCCAGCUACGUUUGAUCCAACGGAGCAUCGUAGUCCUCCUACGGAACGUGUGUGGAGGCUUGUUGAUGAAAUGGCGGGACUUACGUUGAUGGAAGCUGCGGAGUUUGGUUCGAUUAUGAUGAAGAAGAUGGGUAUGAAGGAACCCCCGGUUGUUGGUAUGAUGAAACCUGGUGCUGGGUUGGGUGCUAUGGGUGCAAUGAAGGGACCGGCCGCAGCGAAGGAGGAGGCGAUUCCGGAGAAGACUGCGUUUGAACUGAAGUUGGAGUCAUUUGAUGCACCUGCAAAGAUUAAGGUGAUUAAAGAAGUGAGAUCGUUUACGGAUUUGGGGCUUAAAGAAGCCAAGGAAUUGGUGGAGAAGAUUCCUGCAGUUUUUAAGAAAGGGGUGUCGAAAGAAGAAGCAGAACAGAUUAUCGAGAAGAUGAAAGCUAUUGGUGCCAAAGUUGUCAUGGAAUGAAAUACAAACUAAUCAGGGGUAUUUUGUUUGGCUUUCUGAAUCUAGUUGAUGUUUCUUAGUUAUCAUAUGUUUUGCCUUUAUGAUGGUUAAUGAGAUAAUUGAAACAUCUUAGAGGUCACUUGGUUCAAGUUGACGAAUUUAAAAAAUGAUAAUUGUUUGAUCUUGUUAAUUUCUA